Molecule: messenger RNA, 725 nt
Organism: Oncorhynchus tshawytscha (Chinook salmon)
Lineage: Eukaryota; Metazoa; Chordata; Actinopteri; Salmoniformes; Salmonidae
Gene: gmfb
Product: glia maturation factor, beta
Exons: 7
Coding region: 125-553 (142 amino acids)
Biological process (GO): actin filament debranching; negative regulation of Arp2/3 complex-mediated actin nucleation
Cellular component (GO): actin cortical patch
Molecular function (GO): Arp2/3 complex binding; actin binding
Source: RefSeq, a predicted model, not a curated record
GUGGGGGCGGGAAUUGGUCAGAUCAGAGUCACAAGAUUAUGUGCGGGCGGAAAAAAAAAAAUACUGUUCUGUACUGCCCUCCUCCGGUCUAGACAGAACAAUUGAGUCUGCGCUUCAGGGAAAAAUGAGUGAAUCACUGGUUGUGUGUGACGUUGACGGAGACCUAGUGAAAAAGCUACGGGAAUUCCGCUUCCGGAAGGAGACUAACAAUGCUGCUAUCAUCAUGAAGAUUGACAAGGACAAGCAGCUUGUCAUCCUUGAUGAAGAACAUGAGGAUAUUUCUCCUGAUGAUCUGAAGGAUGAGCUGCCUGAAAGACAGCCCAGAUUUGUGGUGUACAGCUACAAGUACGAACAUGACGACGGGAGAGUUUCCUACCCACUCUGUUUCAUCUUCUCCAGUCCAGUGGGAUGUAAACCCGAGCAACAGAUGAUGUACGCCGGAAGCAAAAACAAACUGGUGCAAACUGUCCAGUUGACCAAGGUGUUUGAGAUCAGAAACACGGAGGACCUGACAGAGGAAUGGCUGAGAGAGAAGCUGGGCUUCUUCGGUUAAGACCAGGCCAUUUUGGUGAUCUAAUGGACUGAAGGGUUUAGAGGAGGAACGAGACACUUGGAAAGAAAACUACACCAUUCCUUACGUUUCCCUUUCCCCCAUUUCCCUCCUCCGAUGUACCUAUUCCCAUACAACCCCCAUCAACAUGUGCCAGUUUCCUGUGUCCUUAAUG